Plasmodium adleri (nom. inval.) is the source of this 585-nucleotide messenger RNA. Its product is annotated as conserved Plasmodium protein, unknown function. The transcript has a single exon. Bases 1 to 585 code for a protein of 194 amino acids. NCBI's taxonomy places the organism in Eukaryota, Apicomplexa, Aconoidasida, Haemosporida, Plasmodiidae. The record is from RefSeq and is a predicted model, not a curated record.
AUGAAAAGAUAUUUUCUUCAUAAUGAUAAAUGUUGUAACAGAAAAAAAGCAAAAAUAGAAUGUGAAUUUAAUAACGAAUUAAAAAAAGAAUGCUUGACACCAAAUAUUUACGACUAUCAAUCGAAUAUAAAAAAUGUGGAAGCUGAAAAAGACGACAUAAGUGUUGGUGGAUUCAAUUUAUUUAACUUAGAAGAAAAUGGGAAAAGAAGAAAAAUUAACAUUUUAAAUAUUUUUGAUAAUAAUAUAAAGAAAAAAAAUGAAACAGAUAUAAAAUAUAUCAACCAUCAGAAUAAUAAUAAUCAUUUUGUUGGAAAUAAAAAUGACGAAAAAGUUUCUCAAUAUAAUGAUUAUGAUACACGUAAUGAAAAUUUUAACUAUUAUAUGAAUGAACACAUUCAUCGUAAAAAUAUUUAUAAAAGUAAAGAUAAAUUUGAUAAUGAUAAUUUUUCUUAUGAUAAAAUGGAAUAUUUAGGGAAAGAAAAAUGGACAAGUAUAAAAAAUAAAUAUUAUAUAAAAAUUAAUAACCUACUCAAGGAUAUGCAUAUGAUUAAACUGGCAAGAAAUAAUGAUAAAAUGAAAAUGUAA